CUGGAAUCAUUUAUGCAUUGCAGUUUCUCUUUCUUGUUUUCGCUCCUUCUUCCCUGGGAUAUUCUGAGUGGAUUGUGGCUAUUAAUCAAGAUCUCGUGCUAGCCGUGGUUUGCUUGUCGUUUUCGCUCAGGAUUAACAUCAUUCAAGGAAAACGCAAAGCUGCUUUUUUUCCUCCACUCUUUUUUGAAAAAUCAUUUUUGGGGGCUGCUGAAGAGAGCUAGGACCCAGGAGACACCUUCCCAAACAGCAGGGGUUGUGUGCUUUCACAUAGCAGUACUGUACAAGGAAAACCCCGUCGGAUCUGUUAUUGCGGGAUACUUGUGAAAUAUACAUAGGAUUCUUUCUUAUGGCUGCAUCCCGGAUCUGGAAAUUUUACUUGGGGACCAAGAGAAUCUGAAAGGCUACAUGUAUACAGAAGAUUUGCAAGCAAGACUCCGAUUCUUGUCAUAGAGCUCACAGACUUCCUCACUUACCGGCCUUUUUCCUUCCUUCUUUUUAAAAAAUUUCUUCCCUCUUUUUCUGCCCUCUCCUCUCUUAGUCUCUCCUUUUCUAUCUGCCUCUUCCUUUUUUCUCCUAGUUUUCUUUUUUUCUUUUUUCCCUGCUCUGCACCUGGAUUGUAUCUUCACCAAACAAUCGGGCACUUUGAGAACUAACUGGAGGCAGUCUUGCAGGGAAGAGCUGUAUGGAAUUAUCUGCUUUUAUGGUGAACUUGGCAUUUGUGAAUGGGUAUCUUGUUCACGAUAUUAAUUGCUAGCAAAAAUAAGAAAAAGAACACAGGAGUAAAACGUGGAUUUUUCUGAAUACGCAUUGUGAUGACCAGCAAUUACCUUACCGACUGAUAUCCAGAGAAGAAUAAUUUGGAAGACUCUUGUGGACACUGAAAAAUAACCAGAAGAGGAAGGAACUGAGGAGGGAACAGCCUUUAAGAGCUGGAAGAUGAAAGCUCCGAUUCCGCACUUGAUUCUCUUAUAUGCUACUUUUACUCAGAGUUUGAAGGUUGUGACCAAAAGAGGUUCUGCUGAUGGAUGCACAGAUUGGUCUGUCGAUAUAAAGAAAUAUCAAGUUUUGGUGGGAGAGCCUGUUCGAAUCAAAUGUGCACUCUUCUAUGGUUAUAUCCGAGCCAAUUACUCCCUAGCCCAAAGUGCUGGACUCAGUUUGAUGUGGUACAAAAGCUCUGGCCCCGGAGACUUUGAAGAGCCAAUAGCCUUUGAUGGAAGCAGAAUGAGCAAGGAAGAGGACUCCAUUUGGUUCCGGCCAACAUUACUGCAGGACAGUGGUCUUUACGCCUGUGUCAUCAGAAACUCCACUUACUGUAUGAAAGUAUCCAUCUCACUGACAGUGGGUGAAAAUGACACUGGACUCUGCUACAAUUCCAAGAUGAAGUACUUUGAUAAAGCUGAACUUAGCAAAAGCAAGGAAAUUUCAUGCCGUGACAUAGAAGAUUUUUUACUACCAACCAGGGAACCUGAAAUCCUAUGGUAUAAGGAAUGUAGAACAAAAACAUGGAGGCCAAGUAUUGUAUUCAAAAGAGAUACCCUGCUUAUAAGAGAAGUCAGAGAAGAUGACAUUGGAAAUUACACGUGUGAACUAAAAUAUGGAGGCUUCGUUGUGAGAAGAACCACUGAAUUAACUGUUACAGCCCCUCUGACUGAUAAACCACCCAAGCUUUUGUAUCCUGUGGAAAGUAAACUGACGAUUCAAGAGAUCCAGCUGGGUGAUUCAGCUAAUCUAACCUGCAGAGCUUUCUUUGGGUACAGUGGAGAUGUCAGCCCUUUAAUUUACUGGAUGAAAGGAGAAAAGUUUAUUGAAGAUCUGGAUGAAAAUCGAGUUUGGGAAAGUGACAUUAGAAUCCUCAAGGAGCAUCUUGGGGAACAGGAAGUCUCCAUCUCAUUAAUUGUGGACUCUGUAGAAGAAGCUGACUUGGGAAAUUACUCCUGUUAUGUUGAAAAUGGAAAUGGACGUAGGCAUGCCAGUGUUCUCCUUCACAAACGUGAGCUGAUGUAUACAGUUGAACUUGCUGGAGGGCUUGGUGCUAUCCUGCUGCUGCUUGUUUGUUUGGUGACCAUCUACAAGUGUUACAAGAUAGAAAUCAUGCUCUUCUACAGGAAUCAUUUUGGGGCUGAGGAGCUGGAUGGAGAUAAUAAAGAUUAUGAUGCAUAUUUAUCAUACACCAAAGUGGAUCCUGACCAGUGGAAUCAAGAGACUGGGGAAGAAGAACGCUUUGCUCUUGAAAUCCUACCUGAUAUGCUUGAAAAGCAUUAUGGAUAUAAGUUGUUUAUACCAGAUAGAGAUUUAAUCCCAACUGGAACAUACAUUGAAGAUGUGGCAAGGUGUGUAGAUCAAAGCAAGCGGCUAAUUAUUGUCAUGACCCCAAAUUACGUAGUCAGAAGGGGCUGGAGCAUCUUUGAGCUGGAGACCAGACUUCGAAACAUGCUUGUGACUGGAGAAAUUAAAGUAAUACUAAUUGAGUGCAGUGAACUACGAGGAAUUAUGAACUACCAGGAGGUGGAGGCCCUCAAGCACACCAUCAAGCUCCUGACCGUUAUUAAAUGGCAUGGACCAAAAUGCAACAAGUUGAACUCUAAGUUCUGGAAACGUUUACAAUAUGAAAUGCCUUUUAAGAGGAUAGAACCCAUUACACAUGAGCAGGCUUUAGAUGUUAGUGAGCAGGGGCCUUUUGGGGAGCUGCAGACUGUCUCAGCCAUUUCCAUGGCUGCGGCCACCUCCACAGCUCUAGCCACUGCCCAUCCAGAUCUCCGUUCCACCUUUCACAACACGUACCAUUCACAGAUGCGUCAGAAACACUACUACCGAAGCUAUGAGUACGACGUACCUCCUACCGGCACCCUGCCUCUUACCUCCAUAGGAAAUCAGCAUACCUACUGUAACAUCCCUAUGACACUCAUCAACGGGCAGCGGCCACAGACAAAAUCGAGCAGGGAGCAGAAUCCAGAUGAGGCCCACACAAACAGUGCCAUCCUGCCGCUGUUGCCAAGGGAGACCAGUAUAUCCAGUGUGAUUUGGUGACAGAAAAGCAAGGGACGUCCAGUCCCUGGGAGUUUGCGUGGAGUCUGCAGUCCAGUGCCUGGAACUAAAUCCUCGACUGCUGCUGUUAAAAACAUGCAUUACAAUCUCUAGAACACGAGGAGAAACAGGGUCUUGUACAUAUGUUUUUUGCA
This is a messenger RNA of Camelus dromedarius (Arabian camel), 3179 nucleotides long. It is a transcript of the gene IL1RAPL1, whose product is annotated as interleukin 1 receptor accessory protein like 1. NCBI's taxonomy places the organism in Eukaryota, Metazoa, Chordata, Mammalia, Artiodactyla, Camelidae. The record is from RefSeq and is a predicted model, not a curated record. The transcript has 12 exons. Gene Ontology annotation, biological process: negative regulation of exocytosis; signal transduction. The coding region runs from base 937 to 3027 and encodes 696 amino acids.